AUGGGUGAUUCCGCGGCCCUACAGGCUACGGUAGCAACCUUAUCUCGUUGUUUUCUCUGGUCGCCAUUAAACAGGUUGCUUUCUCGUCCUCCAUCACUGCAACUCCAUCAGCUGGAGUGGCGCCCGCCAACACAUAUUUAUAUUGUGUUAAUUUCUCAAAUUUCCGCCAUUUGUGCAGAAGAGCGGAACUUUGUCAUCGGAUUUGGACCGAGUUCUAGAAAAAUCGAAUCCACCAUAUCCAACAAAAGCUCGAUCUUGCCUGAAAAGAUUUCAGGCCCACGAAUUGAUUUCCCUACACAGGCCCAUGUAAUAGACCAUCUGGACGCCAUGGAACUGGAAAAAGCUCCUCCUCUAAAAAUCACAAAGCAAUAUUCAUGUCUGGGAUAUGAUUUAUUUGAUUCUUCAGAAAUGGGUUCUUCUUCUUCCCCCGUCUUCCAAUUUCUGCAAUUAACCACAACCCUAAACCAUCAUUCGUCAACCCCACAGCUCACCGCGUAUGAUCGUCAACAUCGUUUUAAAUUCAACGAAUCAAGACUGGUAAGUUCCUCCGAUGCCAACAAACCAUCGAUUCUGCGGAUUAGAAAAACACCAUCAGAUGCAAAAACCUGCAGGGUUGUGGGUGCUACUGUGAGUGACGUUUCGUCUGCAAUUUCUUCAGACCCUGCUAUGGCGGCCGACGUCUCUUGGCAGAUAGUCGUUGGAGCUAUAGCUGGGGUUACUCCAUUUGUGGUUGCUGGAAUUGAGUUCGGCAAAAGAAUUGUGGCGCAAAGGAACUGCAAGACAUGUAAAGGAUCAGGGCUUGUGCUUAGGGACAACAAGUACUACUUCCGCUGUCCUGCCUGUGGUGGAUUCUUGCCAUGGCAGUCGUGGACAAGAUUCUUCACAGGUUAGAUCCAAAUGGGCUUGACCUGAGAUUGAUGAUGCCCAAAAUUGAAGGACCUCAAGUAAUCCUUACAUUGAAUUAUUUGUAUCAAGCAAUUAUACACACAAAUGAGAAUAUCUGUUUAUGUAUUUGUAAGA
This is a messenger RNA of Andrographis paniculata, 1020 nucleotides long. RefSeq lists its product as uncharacterized. The transcript is spliced from 4 exons. Bases 1 to 891 code for a protein of 296 amino acids. NCBI's taxonomy places the organism in Eukaryota, Viridiplantae, Streptophyta, Magnoliopsida, Lamiales, Acanthaceae. The record is from RefSeq and is a predicted model, not a curated record.